Messenger RNA from Anguilla anguilla (European eel), 3145 nucleotides. RefSeq names its product UPF3A regulator of nonsense mediated mRNA decay (gene upf3a). The record is from RefSeq and is a predicted model, not a curated record. The coding region runs from base 45 to 1439 and encodes 464 amino acids. NCBI's taxonomy places the organism in Eukaryota, Metazoa, Chordata, Actinopteri, Anguilliformes, Anguillidae. Gene Ontology annotation, biological process: nuclear-transcribed mRNA catabolic process, nonsense-mediated decay; positive regulation of translation. Gene Ontology annotation, cellular component: cytoplasm; nucleolus. Gene Ontology annotation, molecular function: telomeric repeat DNA binding. The transcript has 10 exons.
UUCUCGCGAGCGGGACCCUUCUGGCAGGCAGCAGAUGCAGAGCGAUGAGGGCGGAAAAGGAGUUUAUGACCGAAAGUGGGGAAAGAAAGAACGUCGACAUACACUUCAGGGACCUUCCAAGGGACCAAGACAGCGUCACAACCAAUUCUAAACCCAAAGAAGAGAAAAGAGAAGUUUUUACAAAGGUAGUUCUUCGGCGAUUGCCACCCAGUCUGUCAAAGGACCAGUUGGAAGAACAAAUCAGUCCUUUACCUGCUUUCGACUAUUUCGAAUUCUUCUCAGCCGAUCAAAGCCUUUAUCCACACCUCUUCUCAAGAGCAUACAUUAAUUUCAAAAACCCCGAAGAUAUUGUUCUCUUCAGAGACCGUUUCGAUGGCUAUGUGUUCAUAGAUAACAAAGGUCAGGAAUAUCCUGCCAUUGUAGAAUUUGCGCCAUUUCAGAAAGUUUCUAAGAAGAAGCUGAAGAAGAAAGACACAAAGGCCGGAAGCAUUGAGGAAGAUCCGGAGUACAGGCGGUUUUUGGAAAACUACUGCUGUGAUGAGGAGAAGGUGACGGCAAACCCUGAAACACUGCUGGGAGAGAUCGAGGCCAAGACCAGGGAGCUCAUAGCCAAGAGGACAACGCCGCUUCUAGAGUACAUCAAGAACAAGAAGCUUGAGAAGCAGAGAAUCCGGGAGGAGAAACGGGAGGAGAGGAGGCGCAGGGAGCUGGAGAAGAAGCGACAGAGAGAGGAGGAGAAGAGGAAGCGCAGGGAGGAGGAGAGAAGAAAGCGCAAGGAGGCCGAGAAGCAGAAGAAACUGGCAGAAAAGGAAAUUAAGUUCAAGCUCCUGAAGAAGUGUGACCGAGACGAAGAUGGGGAUUCGGACAGACUGAAGGACAGAGCGGACGGUGGAGAGUCGGACAGAAGCAAACUGGACAAACCCUCUGGGCAUCUGAAGACAAAACACCUGGACAAGGAAGCGAAAGACAAAGGCCAGGCGGAGAGUGACAGAGAGCAGAGGGAGCAGGGGCGGCGGCCGCGGGAGAAGGAGGCGGGCGGGGAGCGGCACCGCGGGCGCGAGGAGGCGCGGCGGCGCCACCGGCACCACUACGAGCUGGACAAGUUCACGCGCCGCAAGGAGGAGACCAAGUGGGGCAAAGGGUACUGCCAGGACCGGGCCAAGAAGGACGGGCACCCGCACCACGGCUACGGGCACUGCCCCAGCGCGGGCGACAAGGCGGGCAAGGACGGGCGCGAAGACGCGGGCAGCAGGAAGGAGCGCAUCCGCAACAAGGACCGUCCCACGAUGCAGCUGUACCAGCCGGGGGUGCGCAGCCGCUCCGGCGCGGGGUCGGGGGGCGCAGGCCCCGACUGCUUCGGCACCUCCCCUGAGUGGGGGGCGGAACCCAGGUUCGAGAUCGCCAUGGGAACCGGCUCGGAGAAGAGCGGGGACGAGUAGCCUCGGCCGGCGGCCGUCGUCGUCGCCCCCGGCAACCGAGCGGGAGCUGGUUCCGUCUCAGACAGAGCACAAAAAAAACCGUUUCGCCCGCGUUUCGUCCGUCCGUUACAAACGUCCGUCCGUUUCUCGCCUCGUGCUGCGAACAGACGCCGUGCGCACAGGCUGCCCCGUCAGCGAGCGACUCCGGACCGGAUCUGGGCCGAAUUCUGGCCCGGAGUCAGCGCUGCCGGGCCGGAUCUGGGCCGAAUUCUGGCCCGGAGUCAGCGCUGCCGGGUCGGACUCGGUGCAGAUCCGGCCCAGAGUCGUUUGCCGUCUGGGGAGCUGUAACUAAGCUGUGUUAGAGCUUCAUGACAGAAGCCACUGCCUGAGAAUAGUUAUAUUUCUAUACAGUACUAAAAUAUGUUUAGGCUUGGGGGAUUUCAGAGUUUAUGUCUGAAUCGUGCUUUACUCUUAAACAAAGAAAUCUGUUCACAUGAAGCCAGAGGGUUUAAGGGAAGAUUAUUUAGAAAUUUGUUGGCCCCAAGUCAGUGACAUCGCUCUCUGUCCUUUUAAAGGCUAUAAAUGCAUAAAUGAUGUGACUUUAAAGAUGGAAGGGUUUGAGGAUGAGGGGUAGGUGACAGGCACAGGUGAUAAUAAUGUCUAAGCAAUCUGAUUUAAAAAAACAAGAAGCACCAGUUCUGCUUGAGUCGUUAUAGACGGCUAAAGCUGAUGGAAAAUUUGUAGAAAUCCUCCAAAUCCUGACAUCGUUUUAUAAGAAAUGCACUUAUAGUAACAUAUUUUAACUGUGUCCCCCCAUAUGCCUGAUCAUUGAUACGGAAUACCUCGAGAUCAAGAAAUAAAUAUAUUAUUUUUCAUAUUUUCUAGUUAACCAGAGCAGAUUCCCUUGGCUGGCAGAUAAUUUAUAAAUGAAAUAUAUCACUCUUUAUCAUGAAGAAUAUAUAUAUAUUAAGCAGUGAAUUGUCUGUUUAAAGUGUACGUAACCUAUCUACAUAGUAGAAUAUAGAACUUUUGAGAUAACUUUAUAUUCCUGUGCAUGAUGCUCAGCAGUAAUAUUUCCUGUUCUUUUUCCCCACAUCUUAAAUAUCCCACUAUAAUCUAAUGAAGUGACAUCAUUUAUUUUUUACAAACCAUCUUGAGUUGUGUAUUAUUAUGAAAAACAUAAUACUUUGAAACCUAUGUGUAUUUCUGUAUUCGAGGAGCGUGAUAUAUUUGUAGAUCCAGUCUGAAAUAGUAUUUAUCCGUGAGCCAAGAAGAACAAAACUGAGUAUUCCUUUAUCCUCAGAGGGAACAGUGAACAGAGUAGAGUUUAAUACAAGUGAAAGUAUUUUAAUUUUAUAUACAGUGUGCAUGAUUUUCUACAAAUUCGCGACAUUUAUAAUUCAGUUGAUGCCAGUGCUAUAAAAUGCACCCCUGUGUAAAACAUGCCUUAGCUAUUUACGUGCACAUUGCAAAUGCAUAUUGUUAUAUUUAAAUGUUUAGUGUAUAAUUAUCCUUCAUUAACUUUCAUUACAGAACUUUAUUAGAAACACAAUAAUGUAAAAAUGUUUGAGAGGUCAGUUAUAGUGGCUAAAGCGAGUAACUAAACUGUGUGUAUGUGGCUGAUGUCCUCUGUAUACAUGGCAAAAAAAUUAAGAAAAUGAACAUCAUUAUGUCAUCUUUAAGCAGUAAUAAAUUCUGAGUGAACUGAUCUCCAUUUUAAAUGAAAA